UUAAGAUGUUUGAUAUUUUGCUCCCCCGAAGAUCUGGGUGUCUGUUGUUAAUGACCUCGUAGAAGGAGGAGGUGAAAAUGUUUUCGUCUAGGGGAUUGUUGCUGUGUCGGAGAUUAGCGUCAACUUCGAAGAGUAUACAGAGGCGUACGUUUAUGCUGAAACCACCUCUAAAUGGCGGUGGCGAAUAUGUAUACCGAUCAGCUCCAAAACCACAUGCAAAAAUUACAAUAUUCUUAGCAGAAGCAGUCGGAGCCUACAUGUGGUGGUGGAUCCUGUGGCACCUUUGGCAUGAACCAGAGCAUAUUACAGGCGAAUUUCCAUAUCCUGAUCCAUCAAAAUGGACAGACGAAGAGCUAGGCAUACCACCAGAUGAAGAGGAAUAAACGAGAAUUGUUUCUUUAGUGCUGCAGAAUUUAUUUCUAUUUAUAUAGAUUAAGAACUGUUUGUGAAUUUGUAUAUAAAGUGUAAAUUGUAAUGUA
Schistocerca nitens (vagrant locust) is the source of this 479-nucleotide messenger RNA. Its product is annotated as NADH dehydrogenase [ubiquinone] 1 beta subcomplex subunit 2, mitochondrial-like. The transcript is spliced from 3 exons. Gene Ontology annotation, cellular component: mitochondrial inner membrane. Lineage: Eukaryota; Metazoa; Arthropoda; Insecta; Orthoptera; Acrididae. The coding region runs from base 78 to 383 and encodes 101 amino acids. The record is from RefSeq and is a predicted model, not a curated record.